Molecule: messenger RNA, 1977 nt
Organism: Cyphellophora europaea CBS 101466
Lineage: Eukaryota; Fungi; Ascomycota; Eurotiomycetes; Chaetothyriales; Cyphellophoraceae
Exons: 2
Coding region: 1-1977 (658 amino acids)
Source: RefSeq, a predicted model, not a curated record
AUGUCCGGCCCAUGCCCAGAACAUUCCCUGCAACACGUACUCCCAGAUGAAGAACUGCAGGCUAUGCCACAGCCGAUACAAGACCUAGCAUGGAAGGCAAUCAACAUGAAGGAGCGCAUGCUCGACAAAGGACGAGUGUUUGAGGCUUAUAAGGACCUCGCUGCUCUUACCAGAGAAGCAUUGUUGUUUCGAAAAUUCAACUCCAAGCGACACAUCAAAAGCACUCGGUCAGACAGCUUACAGACUGAAGUGGAGAAGAAAAUCUAUCGACUCAUUAUUGACUUGGACAUUCGCAUCUGUAUGCACAUUGGUAUGCCGCUGGAGGUUCAACCCGAGAAAAAUCCUACUCCACCAAAAGUAUCUACCAAUGAAGCCACCAUGGCAACCUAUGCCCUUGAGCAGUUGCAGUGGGAAUAUAGGCGGAUUACGUUCGACGUUCUGACGACUCUCGAUAAACUCUCGGACGAAGAUGACAGCACGGUGCAACAAAAGUAUAUAUCGGAUCUGAAGUCGUCCCUACACCUUCUUCAGAAGCACGAUAUCACCAUACCCGCCCCAGUGAGCGAAAGUGAAGACAUGUCUGCAGUACUGGCAGAGUGCCACAUUGAGUAUCUCUCACUUUCGCUACUGCUAGCAUGCAUCCUGGGUACUAUCCCCGCUGAAGCCGCCAAGGAAGACACCGGCGCCACGACAAUAUCCACGCCCAAAUCGAAUGAACAGAAUGCAGAGCUGCCGUCAAUGUCCUACACUGAAAUGGCCACGGCUUCCUCUCGCAGAAUCCUGCAGAUGUUUGCCAAGGCCACGGCAUCUGGACAUGUUCCAACUUGGACAUCGUCUUAUGCAGUGUUCUGUGCAGCCACCAUCCUCUCCAUCGAUGCCUUGAUUGGUGGUUCAGCUACCCAUGACUACGAAAAUAUCAAGCUUGUUGUAGACUACCUUGGCACUGCGACACGAGAAAGGAGCAACGAAUUCUACGGUCUUGCCUAUGCUCAACUCAGCCAACUUUGGGUUGAAAUCAAGGCAUUGUCUGGUAAGACUCCAAAAAGCAAAGAAGCACAGCACCAACCGAGCGCGACCGACGCAUCAUUGGAUGAGUCUAAUGCUCACUAUUCCGCGAUAGGGCGUGGCGCCAAAAGGCGUCGAAACAACAAAAGCGACACCCCAACAACCAGAUCCCCAGCCAAACGACAGCGCACAAGCGCGAACCCUAGAGUAAACUUACCCAACGCCACCUUAGUGUACGGCCAGCCCAUGACCGAGGAAGUCAUGUACCCAAGUGGUCUUGGCUCAGACUACAACAGCCAGGUCUACAACUGGCCUGGCACGUACAAAUCGACUGGAGGGCCGACAAGCGCCGAUACGUCCUUCAGCAGCUCCAUACAUAUGGAACCUGCAUACGAUGUCCCAAGUUCGGCUGUCCCGCCCUCCUCACACGCAGCAUCAUCCAAUACGUUUGGCUUUCGAAUGUGGUACCAUCCUCCAUUUGCACAGCCAGAGCCACCUCUCGAGCCUCUUGAGCACUGGGAGAGUGUGCCCCAGAACCUGUACCGCGACUUUCUCUAUGCUUCCGGAGGCGGCAAUAGCUUGGAUUAUGUCGACGCAAGUACUUCGAGCUUCGAGCGCCAUGCAUACACCAGCCCAAUGGUUCCUCACAUGGCCUCCGGGGCGCUCGUCUCCCCACAAGGGGUCAUGGGUCAGGAUUCCUGGGCAGGUGUCCCGGUUAACGCAAGCCAGGAUGCCUCUGACUGGAAUGCUGCACCACAGUCUUCGCGCCGCAUGUCUGCAAUCGAGGAGCACCUCACGCAAUACGGUUAUGGAGAAGCGCAAGCUGCCCACGAUCGUGUCCACAUGAGUACAGGUGGAGAGUGGCGUCCCACUGGGUCGUACCACUUUGAUGGUGAGUUGCAGGAUAGCAGUGCACAUUGGUCGACAGAGCAACGGGCGCGGUUAUGGCCGACACCAGUCACAUGUGGUUGA